Messenger RNA from Lepidothrix coronata (blue-crowned manakin), 654 nucleotides. RefSeq names its product betacellulin (gene BTC). The transcript has 6 exons. The record is from RefSeq and is a predicted model, not a curated record. Lineage: Eukaryota; Metazoa; Chordata; Aves; Passeriformes; Pipridae. Bases 1 to 543 code for a protein of 180 amino acids. Gene Ontology annotation, biological process: positive regulation of mitotic nuclear division; positive regulation of cell population proliferation; epidermal growth factor receptor signaling pathway.
AUGGAGGCGGUGGCGGCGGCCCCGGCCCCGGGCGGCGGCCCCGGUACCCUGCUGCUCUGCCUGGCCCUCGCCUCCGGCUUGGCAUUCUUCAGCUGCGUGGGCGCCGACGCCAACGUCACCGCCGGGCAUGGCACGGAGGGGCUCACCUGCGACACGGCCAAGGGGUGCACAGGGAACGGGACGCAGCUGCGGCGGCAGGGCCACUUCUCCCGGUGCCCGGAGGAGUACAAGCACUACUGUGUCAAGGGGAGGUGCCGCUUCCUCGUGGCCGAGCAGGCGCCGGCCUGUGUGUGCGAGCGAGGCUACACCGGGGCUCGCUGCGAGAGGGUGGAUCUGUUCUACCUGCGAGGGGACCAGGGCCAGAUCGUCAUCAUCUCCCUGAUCGCCGCCAUCGUCACCCUCAUCAUCCUCGUUGUCGGCAUCUGCCUCUGCAGUCACCACUGUCGGAGGCAGCGCAGGAAGAGAAAGGCAGAAGAGAUGGAGACGCUGAACAAGGACUCACCUCCCCGAAGCGAGGACGUGCGGGAGACGGGCAUCGCAUGAAGGAGCUCCCGGUACCUGCGGGCGGGUCCCGGGCGGCAGCACCGGCUGGCUCGAUGGGCGAAGGCUAAAACCGCACGGGCGGGCUUGAAUAAAAGGGGUGUCGGAAAGGUG